GAGUGGCCUGGGGUAGCACAUGCCACCCUUGGAAUCUGAUUGGCCGCCCCAGGUGCCACCACACUAAUUUACCUUUAAAUGGGCUUUUCAUUGUCUACAAAAGGCUUGGGGGUAAAACAAAAAAAGCAUAACUAUUGGUGCCACCCAUGCACAAAAUUGUGCCUCACCUGGGCCACCCCAUUUUACAAGAUCUGGACACGCCACUGCUUUCCCUCUGUUACAACCGGAGGACUGCCAUAGGGAGCCUAAGUCCCGCCCAUCUACUUCUGGACCACGAGUCCCCUGAAGAACGAACAAAUGAAUGCAAGUCACUGGGGCUAAACAAGGAAUUUUCUGAUCCCACUUGCUAUGUGCCGUGGAUUUCACAUAUGAUGUCCGUGAACUUCAAAAACACAUUCUGAUGCCAAGAACACACUUAUUUUGGAAUGGGGGCAAAUGUUAUUUUAGAUUUAGUAUGAAAAUAAGUUCAGGACUACAAAUAUGCAUCACUAAAGUGACGUCAUCGAACCAGACAUGGAGAAAAUGGCUGUGAGUUCAACCAACUUCAAAUCCUCCCUUCGGCAGCAAAGAACCACCAUGAAUCUGGUCAUGUGGUGAGUAGCAGCUACGCUAGGGGGAGGAGGUUAUGUGGUGACGUCUGAUUUGUAGACAUGCUAAUUACAAACUUUUACAAGCUGAUAAAUCUCAGUACGUGACUGGCGUGGUGAAACACCCAUCAUUUGCUUUCAUUUAACUGGAAGAACAACAUAUGUGAUCCAGGGCGUGAGGCAGAGCGGGUUAGAAAUGAGCUCUUUUAGCUCCGUUGACUUGCUGUCACGUUUUUGUUCUUCAGGGGACCCGAGAGCCGACCGGAAAGGGAGGAGACUUGGGCUCCCUAUCGUGUCAGCUCCACUUACGACCACUUGUAUUUGUGCAUCCCACGAAGAUGCGAGAUACCUGGACAAGGAACUGUGAAAUGAUACGACUAAAAGCAGCAUCAGAACAGGCUAAAGCGAUUCACCGAGAGCGGCAUUAAAGACCUGGCUCAACAAACUGUCCUGAUUAUGAGAUUGCAACAAAGCAUUACUAUGAGAAUCUACUGUAGAACCUUAAAGACAAUAUUAAGGGUAUUUGGGAAGUGCGUAAUGGUUUGGUGAAAGAUUGCAGUACUACUAGUUUCUCAGCACGCAUUAAAAAUUCAUCCCUACACCUUUUUCCCUCGAGGUUUGAUUACAGCACACCCUAGUGGCCAGUGGUGACUUCUGCAAAAAUGAUUAAAAUUGAAUUGAUGCAAGGCAAUCCCUAAUGAGUUUAUUAUGUGUGCAGCAAACCAAUCAUUUUACUGUGAAAUCAACAAACAAAUGAAAUAAGGCCGGUCCCUGGCCCCCAGGGACCAGGAUUGGGCCCUCCUCAUGUCAGAAAACAACCAAGCUGUUUCAACCAACCCUUUGUAUGUUAAACUUUUAGUUUGUUUAUUCUUUUGUUUUUAUUCUUUCGCAUGUUUCUUGCUGGUGAUGCACAGUAUGUGACUUCUGAUUUCAAUAUAUAUUUAUAUUUUUGUUUUUUCAACCUUUAUCUUACCAGGAAAAAUGUUUGAGAACAUGUUCUCAUUUACAAGCAUGACCUGGCCAAGAGGUCUUGGAAGGAAGUGCAAGUAGUAGUAGUAGUAGUAGUAGUAGUAGUAGUAGUAGUAGUAAUAAUAAUAAAUAAAUAAAUAAAUACAACAAAAACAAACAGAUAAGCACAUAACAGAUCAGACAUAAAAGGUUAUCUAUGUCUUAACGCCAAUGAUCGUACCAUGUUUUGUUUUCUACGGCCCUUUGUGACGUAUUUAUCUGUAAAAGACUACAAAUGCAUUUUACUGAUUAUCAGUCACGCUGCAGUGUUUAUGGCGCACUUUAGAGGUCGCUGUUGUACCACGGGUAGUUGCAUCCACCGCAGCGUACCACGUGUCCAAUCAGCUGUUAGAUAAGGUUUGAUUCAUAAAUUCCUGUGUUAUUGAUUUGUGUAGGCCACGAGCCAGAGCUGGACUCUUUAGGUGACGUCGUAGCCUGAGCAGAUACGCGCGUUCCCGUUUCAUGCGCUACUUAUCAGAACACAAACAUUAAUGAGCUUAUUUAACACGAGGGCAGAUUGUUUUAUAGACACAAUCCAAAAGCACAGUGACACAAACACACAAACACCGUUAUUGUAACCCUGCAAAAAUACAAAAUUAACACUUUCGAUUUUUCAGGGUUUGUUUACUUGCUCCAUUUCAACCACGUGCCUGCAAUGCGGCCACGCAUGCGCAUAUCAGUGUUGUGUUUUUGGCACGCGACACGGUUGGUGGCGCGCACAACCAAAACAACAGUCGACCUCGUGGGCGCGCAAAUAAGUCUAGCCUCCGACUGAUUGGCUAAACAAAUUUAGCACCGCCCUCUCUGCCAACCGAUUGGCAGAUGGGAUUUUUUUCUUCUUUCUGAUUGGACUCUAUUUGUGGAUCGGACUGUGUAGCUAGGCUACCGCUGCUGCCUUCACGGACCGCCUCACUGAUCUAAUUUCACAGACUCCCGAGAAGGAUCCGUUGUUUUGGCAGGAAGAGCAGCAGCUGAACGGCUCACCUGUUAACAGUGUUCAGGUGAUUUAAGGCUGGACGCUAAAACAGGAGUUCCUCAGGUGCACUGAGCGCUUUUGCAGGUUGUGGAAUGGGUGAACAUAUUUAUUUCAUCCUUAAGAAGUAAAUAAAUACAUUUACAUAAGAAACUGUCUUUUUAGCUUUCAUCUCUGUUUUUAGGUAUUUUUGUGGCAGUAGGAAUCAGAAAAGAUCAAUUCUGUGGUUUUAUUGGUGCCUUUUUGUUGUUUGUUGUUGUUAGAAGAAGUCUUGUGUCCUACUGGACGUGAAUGCAGCAUCAGAUGGUGACAUAAACCGAUGCUUUUCUGCACCUUUCACAACUUUCACGCCGCAGAGAACCCUCAACUCACACCUACUCCGACCAGAAUUUGGGUCUUUGAUACGCAGAUUAAAUCAGAUUAGAUCCGUGCUCGUGCGCGUGUCAGUGCCUAGCUGCGCGUCUGAUCUUCAGGAUUUGGAUAUAAAUAAGGCCUGAGACGGGACACAACCGCUUGUCCUGCUGCAGGAGUCCGGGAUCUGAAGCCCCAGAAGGAGCUGCACCACCAUGGUCCCCCUCUAACGGAUGGUUCUCCACUCCAGCCGGACUCCCGUGGACAUAUCCACGCAGAGACGACCCGCAGAGGACGCAGAUGACUUUUUGGUCUAAGCAGACUUAUGGAAGCGUGAAGAUCCUGCAGUGUUUUUUACAAACUCCUGCAGCUGCAGCGGAGAAACAGAUUUUCUCAGCGGGUUGUUUUGGUGUCCGUGGGGGGAGAAGGCCAAGUGUCUUUGGGCCUGAUUUUUUUCCUGUGGUGUCUGUGUGGAGCGUACCACACACCCACUCCACAACAACGACGGCUUUUGCCUGCAUCUUCCAGUGUUUCUUCUGUCAGCAAGUCCAGCAGAGCUGCAACUCUUCCAGUGCCAGCCCUGACACCAGCGAGGAGCCCUGCCCCACUGACAUGGUGAAGAUGACCAAGUCCAAGACCUUCCAGGCUUACCUGCCAUCCUGCCAUCGCACCUACAGCUGCAUCCACUGCCGGGCACACCUGGCCAACCACGACGAGCUCAUCUCAAAGGAAGAGAACUUCCUGCUGCGCUCCGGCUCAGAUUGUGCCGCAGAGAACUCCGAUGUGAGAUGGGAAGAGGAGGACAACUUUCAGCUCGUGAAGUAUAAGCAUGACAUCAAAUGAUGCUAAAGGAAAGAAAAUAACAGUUCCUCUCCUGCAGCUUCCGAGAACUUCGCCCCUGCAGGAAAACUGGCGGCCGUGGCUGAGUCGGGAGAGCGGUCGAUCUCUGAUCCCAGGUGAGAGGAUCCAUCCCUGCAGGCCACGGGCCGAAGCUUCCUGGGGCAAGAAGCUGAACCCUAACGUUGCCCCGAUACGGAUAUCUGCCCUUACGUAUUUUCACACGCAGCGACGAUUUCCCCAAAGGAUCAAUAAAGUAUAAAGUAUUACUAUUAUUGUUUUUAUUAUUGUUGUUGUUAUACUAACGGCAAAACAAAAACCUGAAAUCAGUAGAACUGCUUGAGCUUCACUUUUAUCCGCUUCAGAAAAACACGCAGAGGAUUAAAGAUCCAGACACCGAUUCUGUAAAGCAGCGAGAAACCAGCUGCUAGUAUGGAAAGCCAUUACUCGUACAAUUUAAACGUGUCUACGGCAUGCUGGUUGUGUUUAUUUGUUUAUCUGGGUCCUUUUCCGUAGGAGGAGGAGUGACUUCGCCCAGUGUUUCUUGUUUGAGUUAUUUGGCGUUUGGUGAUGUUGGGUUUUGACGUUCUUGUUGCAGCAUCGGAUCCAGAUCAGAUUUCUGACCCAGAGAGAGCGAGAGGAACCUUCCCAGAGGUUGUCUACUUCCUGUAGGACGCGGUUAUCCCCGCUGAUUUGCGUAGCUUCAAUAAGCUGUUUUCCCUUCGCUGCAGCGUGCUGACAUACGUGCGUUCACUGGCCCGAGACGGCAUCAGCAACCCCCAGCUCCAACUCGUCUAAGCUGAUUAUGUUACUUAGGAGAAGACAACACCGUUGUCCGGUGUUUUCCACUCUGCACUGCCAACAGCCUGGCUUGACCCAUCCAGAGAACCAUGCUUUUGGGUUUUCCUGCCCGGUGGUGCUGGGAGGAAGCGUAAGGCUGGUCCAGCUCUGCAGGUUCUGGCAGAUUCCUCCCUGUGACUGCAGUUUGGAGAUCUCCUGAGCCAAGUUCACGAAAAGCUGUUUCCCCUCCCCGAGCUUAUGCAACGAGUCCUCCAGACACACCAGCCUGAGAGAAGGGAUGCAGAUGGAGCAGCUCGAAAGAGAGGAUUAACCUGAGGAAGUGUGGCGGGGGUGCGGCGCUCCUCCUCAUCCUCCUCCUCUCAGCUGUUGGAGUAAACACGGAAAAUCUUGGGAUAAAGAGUCUUCUCUUCAUCUAUUCAGUCAUUUUAAUUCAUUCAUUUUAAAGUCCAGAAUUGAAUCAUCAGUUUAUCAAAUUCUUCUUAAAGAUUCUCACACAAGAAUCUUUUUCAGUUCAAUCAUAAAAAUGCAGAAUAAUGAGCGUAAUUCCGUCUUUGGGAAAGUGAUCAGAACUACCUUCUUGCAGCGAUUUAGUCAUUUCUUUCUCCCGUGUCUCCUCCAUGGGAAACGCUGAUGAUGCAGAAGAUGUUUGGGUGUUUUGGCUCCAUCAGCAUGAAGUCCAAACAUAAUCAUGGACUCGUUCUUUGAGAGUCGACACCUUCGACCGGCGCUCCUACGGAAAUGGGAACAAAAUCAGACCUGACAAGUGUUGUCGUUGUCACCCCGCGCACGUUGCGUCGUCUGGGUCUUGCUGUCGGUUCGUAUUUCUGUCAGCUGUUGGUUCCAGCGUGCAGCAGCAGCAUCACCGGAGCAGCAGUCGGUCUGAAGGCCUGCAGUGGGCACGUGCACUCUGAAUACUGAAGAGCAGAGCUUUUUAUUCUGCGCCUCGGCUUCAUCCCACCCGUCCGGCUGACGCAACUCCCUCCACGGGAUCACCGAGCUUUUCGUUUCUCACCGAUAAUGGGGUUUCGCUCCGUUUGAGGAGGAGGUUUGCUGAGAAACGGACCGCUGAGUGAUGCUUUUCAGUUGUUUUAGACUCGAGCAGUUUUUAAACCAAACUCAUCUCAUCUCCCAAGGUGUUCCCAGCCCAAAAAGAGCUUCAGUGUUACGGAAAACUCCAGAGGGAGGGGAGCAGGAGUCAUCCUAGUCAGAGGCUUGAACCUCCUUGGCUGACUCCUCAAGACAUGACGGAAGUUCUCAUCUUUGGACCAGAAAUCCAGAAAAGGAAAUUGCUUAGUCAAUCACCUGACCUGAAUGGCAUUACAUUAAUCUCCGAGAACAAAGUAAGGAACCUUGGUGUUAUCUUAGACCAGGACAUGUCAUUCAAAUCCCAGGUUAAACAGGUUUGUAGGAUUUCCUUUAUCCACCUUCGGAAUAUUGCUAAGAUUAGAAGCAUCCUUUCCAGGAGUGAUGCUGAAAAACUAGUUCAUGCAUUUAUUACAUCAAGACUGGAUUACUGUAAUUCAUUACUCUCAGGAAGUCCACAGAAGUUACAGAAGUCCACACUAGUUUACCUGUUUAAUUAUAGAUCCACUAGGAUAAAUACAAUAAAGUUUAUCUUUCACCAAAUAGAAUAUUUACUAAGAAAUCACAAUGUAACCAUAGGCACAUUACUUUGUCUUUGUGUGGGUGUGUGUGUGUGUGUGUGCGCGUGUGUGUGUGUGUGUGUCUGCUCUGUCUUCUCCAUCCCCAGUGAGUCGUGGAGGAUGGCUGCUUAUACUGAGCCAGGAUCCUCUGGAGGUUUCUUCCUCUUAAAAGGGAGUUUUCCUCUCCACUGUCGCUUUAUGCUUGCUUAGUAUGAGGACUGCUGUAAAGUCACUGACACUAGUCAGUGACUUGAUGCAAUUUGCUGGGUUCCUUAUUUAGGAAACAUUAUUUCUGAUUGGCUUAAUGAACUGACCUGAAUUGGAAUGUUUAUUAUGUGAAGUGCCUUGAGACGACUCUUGUCGUGAUUUGGCGCUUUAUAAAUAAAAUUGAAUUGAAUUGAAUUGAAUCCUGAUGAGGAUGAGCAGCGGAUUCUGAAUGGGAGCCACCCUCAGGAGGAAGUUUGGAUCUGGGAUCUCGUUCUUGUUUCUCUCAUGGCCCAAAUCCCGUGACAUUAGGUGAGGAUUUAAACGCUGUUUUCACCUAGACGGGCAAAAGCGGAGCCGUUGGUACAGACGAUGAAGCCCCGCCCUCUGAAGAAGAGACCCCUGCCUUUGUUUCUUAACAUUAAUGUGUUCAUUCUAACAUCUGAUCGUUUAUUCUGGACUGAGUUUUCAUGUCAGACGUCUGACUCUUCAUCCGUGAACCAGAUGAACGGGUUUGGAGCGUCUCCUCCAGGGCUGGGGUUGGGGUUCCCUCGGGCUUUAGGCCUAAUCGUUUUUAUUCUCUGGUCUGAGUGAACAUUAAAAUCACGGCCAACAGCCGAGCCCCUUAAGGUGGAUUUGUCUUAUGCGUGCAGAUUUUCUCAGAGCGAGCCAUUGUUCCUUCAGCCCCCAUGUGGUCAAGAGGAUUCAGGGAUUUGGAGAUUUGCUUUGUAGAAUUCAUUUCUCCAGAACAAGCUUUAUGUUUUAUGCCUUUUUAACCCUCAGUCGCCGCUCUGCAGUUUGUGUUUUAUCAGACUGUAAAACAAUAAAUGAUAUCUGAUGGUGCUUCUGGUUUCCAUCUGAUUUGUUCCAAAUUUUGGAAAACAGUUCCUACAGGAAGCCAUUAGUCCUGAUAAUAAGAUAGCUGGGAGUCUGCCCCGAAAGGUCCAGCUCGGUGGCCUAGUGGUAGUGUCCGCCCUGGGACUGGGACGUCGGGGUUCAAAACCGCUCACCACCAGAUAGUUCCCGAGCACAGCCGCUGCUGCAGCUCACCGCUCCCCACGGGGAUGGGUCACACGCCGGGAACAAAGUUCACCAGUGUGUGGCGACUUUAACUAAAUGUUUAACUGUCCACAAUUAAGGAAUACAGAUACAACUUUAAAAAGAAAUCUUUUGGGGUUCUCUGCUGCUGUUCUGGUGAAGAGAAGUUUGUAGCAAAGUGAGUAGAGGAGGAAAAACGCAUCCAAAGUAAAAAAAAAAAAAAAAAGGCUGGGAAACAGAUAAGUGGAGCUGGAGCCGUCUCUGCUGACGUCUGAGCCUCGGCGAGGAUCCGGCACCUGGCUCUCGUCACAUGGACCGACUCCAACCCCCCUCGGACCAAACGCCACGGAAGUCCUGUUGUCACCUCCACAGGGGCCGACCCAGUUCCCCCUCGCUGCUUAAGGUCGUGUGUGUGUGUGUGUGUGUGUGUGUGUGUGUGUGUGCGUGCGCGCGCGCGUGUGUGUGUGUGUGACUUAAAAAACACAAACAGAAGGCCAGAGGAUGUAACAACCAAGUGACAAACACCUCCAGAACCGAUCCAAAUCAAAGCAUGAAAUUUGUCUCCAGAGCUUUAAUUGGAGGAAGCUGUUGGCUAAAUGUUGGUGGGAAAGCCAGCUCGUCCGAUGACCCCGCGGGGCGGGGUUAAAGGUCGCUGGUCCAGCGGACUCUCCUCAGUUUACAUGUUUAUGAAGUCACAUCGUGUGUGGCUUCAGCCUGUUUUUAUCUUAAUCCUAAAGAACCAAAAAAUCAGCUGUUUUGUUGUAAAUCUCAAUCCGAUGGGACCAAAAAUCGUCCGAGUGGAAUCGGGCGGUACGUAGCGCAGUCGGAGACUCUGGAACUCAAGAAAAGGAAUUCACUUUUGGAUUUGUCGGGUCUGUGAACACACCGUCAAGUUAGUACUUAUGGUCAUAAAACCAUAAAAAUGCAUGGUUGCUUGGGGUUGCUAUAGCAUCGGCAUGAUUCGACCAAGCGACCCUUGACC
Nothobranchius furzeri (turquoise killifish) is the source of this 8424-nucleotide messenger RNA. It is a transcript of the gene ypel1, whose product is annotated as yippee-like 1. The record is from RefSeq and is a predicted model, not a curated record. NCBI's taxonomy places the organism in Eukaryota, Metazoa, Chordata, Actinopteri, Cyprinodontiformes, Nothobranchiidae.